CCUGGUACCAGCAUACAGGCGAUUGUGCGUCUGGAGGCGUCGCCAUCACCGAUACUGUUGGACGAAGAAGCGACCGUGAACGAUGGAGAGGACAAUAGGGAUAAGGUCAUGGUCUCUGAGGGUGACAGAGUUGGGCUACGCUGCGAGGCCAGGGCACCAAAUAGCCUGGGGCGCCCAGUGGUGACUUGGAGCAAGAAAAAUGGGAAGGAUGAGUCUCUGUUGGCCAGAGUUGGUUUUCGCGGCUACCAGUAA
This is a messenger RNA of Protopolystoma xenopodis, 252 nucleotides long. The record is from the annotation of a GenBank genome assembly. Lineage: Eukaryota; Metazoa; Platyhelminthes; Monogenea; Polystomatidea; Polystomatidae.